AAGAGCGAGCGGCAUGAUGCAAAAGGCGGGCACCCGCAAGUCUCUUCCUCUUCCAUCAUCCCCCAUGCCAUGUCUCGCCGACCUCACAUAAUCUCGCCUCUCUCAUCCUUCCAGCCCACGUUGCACCGACUCCACGACUGAACCACAUACAAUUGCUCAACCCACCUGGCUCCCACGCCCAACGUCUCGCGAGACACGACGUCCCUUCUGAGCCUUCUCCACGCUCCUGUCCGCCAUUUUGUUCCCCUUGGCCGACGGGUUGCAUUGCCUGCGCCUGUCACAAAGACGCCCUAUACUCUGCCACGUCUGAUCUUCGCCGCCGCUAGUGAAGCUUUCCAACAACCCUGCCUGGCUUCUCCGCGUCGUGCUCGACAGAGGCAGCUUCCAGGCCCGGCUCGCCGCCUGUGUCACCAUCGAGCACACUCCACGACCCCUUUUGUCUUGUCAUCGAGAUAUCUCAACCCGAAUUGGCCUGGUGGAAACCACGGGGUUCCUCUUGAUCCGGAUCACGGCAAGCACGACGGCACUGCCAAAAGAGCCUUUUCUCAACCCAAGUGGGUGAGCGAGCGAGGCUGGCUCCUGGCGGCGCCUGUCCGCCUCCACAACACGAACCCCGUCCGAUAACCUCAGGAACCACUUGGAUCUUGCAUCUGCUGUCCGCCCGCCCCCGACAACAUCGUCAAACCGCCAGGCAACCCUCCUGCGACUCGGCCCUUUCGGCUGUCCCUCACCACCUCAUGGGCCCGGCACCUCCUUGGCCGGUUCACCCCUCGUCUUGACUUUUGACGCUUGUGGCCCCCGGCCUCUUGCCUUAUUCAUCCCAUCCGUUACUACUUCUCUUUUCCUGUUUCCUCACCACUCAUCUGUUCUUGGCAGGCCGGGCCUCUUCCCUCUUGACCUUGCUUCCUUCUGCGUCUUUCGCUCGCUGCUGGUUCAGAUCGUUUGCGUCCGUCCUUCUUUUUCUCAUACCUUGUAACGAAUCCGUCACUGCGCUUGCGACGGCACCCUGUCGAGCGAGCGACUGGAUGAAAAGACUGUGAGCUCGAUAAAUCUAUCGCUCAAGGAAAGAGGAGGAGGAUUGUCGUCUGCUCAGCGGCCAUCGAGCCACGCCGCCCGGAGGCGCCACGGACUCGCGCUCGCUUCUAUACCAACCUCACGCACCCAGCCGUCGCCGGUCGACAGAAUCUCCGUGCCAGGGUCCCAACUAGGGAAAAGAGAGCCAAGAUGGUCGGGCAACUGGGCUAUGGCGAAUUAAUUCGCAAGCAGUUCAAGCCCGGUAAACUGAUGUUCCACUUCCUCUUUUGGACGUUCCACUGGGGCAUCUUUGCCUAUGGCUGGUGGGCUGCCAUCUCUUUGUAAGACACAUUGGGAGCCAUCGCUGACCUUGUCCUAGGUAUAAGCAAGCCGCCGAUGAGCGCCUCGCCGGCCUCAACACGUUGCAGUACUCAGUCUGGAUCUCGCGUGGUGCCGGACUCAUUUUAUCCGUUGACGGCAUGUUGAUCUUGCUCCCCGUCUGCCGCACCAUCAUGCGCUGGCUGCGACCCAAAGUACGCUUCUUGCCGCUCGACGAAAAUCUGUGGAUGCACAGGCAGCUGGCAUACGCGCUUCUCCUCUUCACCAUCCUCCAUGUCGGCGCACACUACGUCAACUUCUUCAACGUCGAAAAGACCCAGAUCCGUCCCGUGUCGGCCCUGCAGAUUCACUACGCCCAGCCGGGUGGCAUCACUGGCCACGUCAUGCUGCUGUGCAUGCUGUUCAUGUUCACCACGGCCCAUGCACGCAUCCGCCAGCAGUCGUUUGAGACAUUCUGGUACACGCACCAUCUCUUCAUUCCCUUCUUCCUCGCUCUCUACACGCAUACUGUCGGCUGCUUCGUGCGCGACUCGGUUGAGGCCUUUUCGCCUUUUGCAGGCGACCCCUACUGGACGCACUGUAUUGGAUAUCUGGGCUGGCGCUGGGAGCUUUGGACCGGCGGUCUGUACUUGAUUGAGCGCCUCUAUCGCGAGAUUCGUGCCCGCCGCGAGACCACCAUCACUCGUGUCAUCCGUCACCCUUACGACGUCGUCGAGCUUCAGUUCAACAAGCCCUCGUUUCGCUACAAGGCCGGCCAGUGGCUCUUCCUGCAGGUGCCUUCCAUCUCUCGCUACCAGUGGCAUCCCUUCACCAUCACCUCUUGCCCUUAUGACCCUUAUAUCUCGGUCCACGUUCGCCAAGUCGGUGACUUCACCCGGGCGCUCGGUGAUGCAACGGGUGCCGGUAGCGCACAGGCCAAGCUUUACGACGGCGUCGAUCCCAUGGGCAUGUACGAGGUUGCCCUCCAGAACGGUCAGCAGAUGCCCGCCCUCCGCGUCGAUGGGCCCUACGGUGCACCGGCUGAAGACGUCUUCGAAAACGAAAUUGCCGUGCUCAUUGGCACUGGUAUCGGCGUCACGCCCUGGGCCGCCAUUCUGAAGAAUAUCUGGCACCUCCGUAACUCGCCGAACCCCCCGACCCGCCUGCGCCGUGUCGAGUUCAUUUGGGUCUGCAAGGAUACUGGCUCUUUCGAGUGGUUUCAAACCCUGCUCUCGUCUUUGGAGGAGCAGUCCAACGAAGCGGCUCGUCUGCCCGGCUCUACGGGUGUUGAAUUCCUCAAGAUCCACACCUAUCUUACCCAGCGCCUCGACAUGGAUACCACUCAGAACAUUGUCCUCAAUAGCGUCGGCGCCGACAUGGAUCCGCUCACCGAGCUGAAGUCGCGCACGCACUUUGGCCGGCCUGACUUCCGUCGUCUGUUCACCACCAUGCGCAAUGGCAUCCUAGACAGGACGUACCUCAACGGUUUGGAGGGUAGCAUGCGCACAACCGUCGGUGUCUACUUUUGCGGACCCUCUGCUGCUGCCCGCGAUAUCAAGGCAGCGUCCAAGGCCGCCACCGUUCGGGAGGUUAAUUUUCGGUUUUGGAAAGAGCACUUCUGAGGAGCCAUCAAUCCUCUCAAUCUUUUCGAAUUUCUCAUCAUCUCCAGUACAGGUAGCUUGCCACCAUAUACAGACCAGGGCGUUAUCGCGGCUUUGUGCAAAACGGCAGGUGAUCGCAUCCCAGGCGAGCAUUAGUUUAUCAUCAUGUAGCUACCUGUCAGAACGGGUCUUUUAGGUCGCAGCGUGCUGAGGUAGAAUCAUUAAUGGCUUCAGUGUAUCAUUCA
This is a messenger RNA of Purpureocillium takamizusanense, 3178 nucleotides long. RefSeq lists its product as uncharacterized. The record is from RefSeq and is a predicted model, not a curated record. Gene Ontology annotation, biological process: superoxide anion generation; defense response. Gene Ontology annotation, cellular component: plasma membrane; NADPH oxidase complex. The transcript is spliced from 3 exons. NCBI's taxonomy places the organism in Eukaryota, Fungi, Ascomycota, Sordariomycetes, Hypocreales, Ophiocordycipitaceae. Gene Ontology annotation, molecular function: superoxide-generating NAD(P)H oxidase activity. The coding region runs from base 1494 to 2954 and encodes 486 amino acids.